AUGGAAAAUCAAGAACAGACUCUGAACGCGUCGUUGGUUUCUCAGCUCGAGAACGACGAAAAAUUUACGAGGUUCACAGAGUUCUUCUACUCCGAUCUCAAGACGGCGACCAAGAACUUCAGUUCCGACGAGAUUGUAUCAGAGAACGGUGAAGAAUCAUCAAACAUCGUCUACAAGGGCCAAUCGCAGAGCUUCGGCUCCAUUGCUGUCAAGAAGUUCAAGAACACGGCUUGGCCUGAUCGUGAUCAGUUUGUGGAAGAGGCACGAAAAGUGUGGCAGUUAAGGCACAAGGGAGUCGUCAAUUUGAUUGGAUGUUGCAGUGAAGGAGAUGAAAGGCUACUUGUCGCAGAGUUCAUCCCAUCUGAUACGCUUGCUACGCGUUUGUUCCACCAGGACAAUCACACCAUGGAAUGGUCAGUGCGGUUGAGAAUUGCCUAUCAAAUAGCUGAAGCGUUGGAUCAUUGUAGUACAGAAGGGUUUGCAUCCUACAAUAACUUAAGUGCCUGCACCGUUCUGUUUGAUGAGGAUGGGGAUGCUUGUCUUUCGUGUUUUGGCUUGAUGAAGGAGAGCAUACGUUAUAUUCUUCUCAUUGCAGGAAACGUAAACCAUGAAAGUGUGGCAUACAGAUUUGGUUCUGUUCUCUUAAAUUUGCUAACCGGAAAGCAGAUUUCCCCAAACCUUGCUCAUAAGAUGGUACAUGGACAGAAUGCUACUGAGUAUAUGGAUCCAAAGUUGGAGGUUCCUACCGAAGAUGCCUUUUUUAUGUUUGGUCUUGCUUCUCAAGCUAUGGGAGAGAACAGUAUGCACAUUCCAACAUAUGAGCUUCUUCAGAUGAAAAAGCAGCAUGAGAAGCGAGCUUCACAGACGCAACAGCCCAAGCAAAAACCUGCAACACUGGUUGGAGGUUCUCGCCGCUCUGGCCCUAAUCGACAUAAGAAGCCUAUUCAUCAGACCGAUGAAGAGAUACAAGCACAUAAUAAAGAGGAGUACGACCAAAUGCAGAUAAGAGUAGAUAGAAAGGCUCAAAACCAACUUGACAAACCUAAAGGGAAGAACAAAAUGAGACCUAGCAAACCUGGCCAGCCCACAAAGCCAAGAAGGAAUCAGUUUUAG
Camelina sativa (false flax) is the source of this 1113-nucleotide messenger RNA. Lineage: Eukaryota; Viridiplantae; Streptophyta; Magnoliopsida; Brassicales; Brassicaceae. The record is from RefSeq and is a predicted model, not a curated record.